This is a messenger RNA of Cutaneotrichosporon cavernicola, 1329 nucleotides long. RefSeq lists its product as uncharacterized. The record is from RefSeq and is a predicted model, not a curated record. NCBI's taxonomy places the organism in Eukaryota, Fungi, Basidiomycota, Tremellomycetes, Trichosporonales, Trichosporonaceae. The coding region runs from base 1 to 1329 and encodes 442 amino acids. Gene Ontology annotation, cellular component: cytoplasm. The transcript is spliced from 2 exons. Gene Ontology annotation, molecular function: exopolyphosphatase activity.
AUGCCUUCCGGGUCCGUUGUUCCCGGUCGUUUGGCCGACUGGCUCGUCAGCCAGAAAGAGGCUUUCCUCGCUGACCUUAAAGCUGGACGUGGGAAGGGCUGGAUCGUCUCGGUCGGUAACGAGGCUGGUGACCUUGACACGAUGGCGUCGUCCGUCUCGUACGCCUUCCUCGCGUCGACGCUACAGGCACAGCGCAUCGUCCCCGUCCUCCUCACCCCGAAGAAGUAUAUGCACCUCCGGCCCGAGAACUUGCUCGCUCUCGACCAGUCCAGCAUCCCCGCCGACGUGCUCCUCCACAUCGAGGAUCUGGCCGUCAAGGCCUGCGACCUCAUCAGCGCCGGCGUCGAGUUUGCGCUCGUCGACCACAACCGCCUCCUCCCUGACUUUGGCACUGGUGACGCCGCUUAUUCCUGUGUCAAAUCGAUCCUCGACCACCACGAGGACGAGGGUGUUUCGCUCUCCGCGUCGCCGCGUGUGAUCGUUGUCCCAAACGGAUCGAGCACGUCUCUCGUCACCCUUAACUUCAAGGAUGCGUGGGCUGCCAGCAUGUCCGGCCCCGCCGGGGUCGCAGGCAGUCCCGUUCCCCCCGAGAUCGCGACACUCCUUCUCUCCGCCCUCAUGAUUGACACGCAGGGCCUCAAGCCGAACGGUAAGGCCAUGCCUCGUGACAUCGAGGCGGCCGAGUUCCUCUACCCCCUCUCCUCGCUCCCGACUGUAGGUGCUACGGCUGCAGUGGGAGCCACGGGGGGCAACCUUCCGACCCCUCUCGACACAUUCACCAAAGAGCUCAUUACGACCAAGUUCGACAUCUCGCACUUGGGCGAGCACGACCUCCUCGUCCGCGACUACAAGGAAUACCUCUGGGACACGUCAUCCAAAACCAGCCCCCACCUCUCCGUCGGGCUGUGCACCGUGCCCGUCAAGCUCGAGCAUGUCCUCAAGCGCGAGAAGGGAUGGGCCAACUUCAUGACCAUUGCAGACGAAUACAUGGACGAGCAGAAGCUCGAUGUGCUGGGCAUCACCACGUCGUGGAAGAACAGCCGGGGCAAGGGCCGCCGUGAGCUCCUUCUCGCUGUGCGUGGCGGCGGCGCGCUUCCGGACCUCGCUGCAGCCUCGCGUGUCCUCGACGCGCUGACCGCGGGGCUCGAAGGGGACACCGAGACUUUCGCCCUCGAGGCGUGGAAGUACAAGGACGAAUCGCUGGCGCCGCCUUCUGCGCUUCUUAACUCGCCGGCGCGCGUCGCCCGUGUGUGGCGCCAGGGCAACCACCGCAGUACGCGCAAGCAGAUCGCGCCGGCGAUGCACCGCAUCGUGUCGGCGCUUACGUAG